This is a messenger RNA of Coffea eugenioides, 2135 nucleotides long. RefSeq lists its product as uncharacterized. NCBI's taxonomy places the organism in Eukaryota, Viridiplantae, Streptophyta, Magnoliopsida, Gentianales, Rubiaceae. The transcript has 13 exons. Gene Ontology annotation, cellular component: membrane. Bases 246 to 1793 code for a protein of 515 amino acids. Gene Ontology annotation, molecular function: ATP:ADP antiporter activity. The record is from RefSeq and is a predicted model, not a curated record. Gene Ontology annotation, biological process: nucleotide transport.
UAGCUUAUGGGAACGCUUUCCUUCCUUCCCUUUGCUCCAAAUCGUCAGUCAGUGAAUGAGUGGGUCAUGAAUUUUAUGAUUGAUCGCCGCCUUAAAAGUUAAAAUCAGUUGGAAGGAUGAUCCCAUCGAGACUGCGAUGAUUAUAGGUGAAAUCCCAUAAUCUGUCCUCCCCUAAAAUUGGCCUCCCAUCGCCACGAUCUUUGCUCAAUUCUCAACAAACGGAGAGCAGGAGGAGGAGGAAGAAGAUGAUGAUGAUGAUGAAGAUGAUCGGUAAAUCCCGCAUUGAAGCAUUCAUGUCUUGGUUCGUCAGAGUUCAUCCCCACGAGACAUCCGCUUUGUUUUGUUCCACCUCCACUUUCUUCUUCAUAUUGGGUGCUUAUUUCGUGGUUUUACCCUUACGCGACGAAGGGGCAAUCUCAUUAGGGUUAGGCAAAUUGCCUGGCCUAUUUGCGGGAUCAUUGCUCCUCACCUUGCUUGCUGCUCCCCUUUCCACCCUCAUCUUCUCUUUGCCUAAUCUUCCUAAAAGAAAGGCUCUGGUCUUCAUCCACAGGUUUUUUAGUGCGUCUCUUGUUGUCUUCUUUAUCCUCUGGCUUUCCUCCUCACCUGGAAGCGCAGCGUUCAAUUUCAAGGGGUUUCUUCACAUGUCGUCCACUAUUAAAGAAGAACUCAAGGUUCAAGUUAAUCAAGCCACUCCUCCAUCUUCUGAUGGAUGGAGCAACAAUGGAUGGUUUUACAAUUCAGUCAGAAUUUCUUUGUUUCUCUGGGUUGCACUGCUUAAUCUUAUCACUAUAUCAUCAACCUGGGCAAGAGUUAUUGAUGUGAUGGAUAGUGAGUCAGGUUCAAGAUUGUUUGGUUUUAUUGGUGCUGGUGCUACACUUGGUCAGCUAUUUGGUUCAGUAUUUGCAACUGUAAUGGCGUGGUUAGGACCAUACUUGCUUCUUUUUGCCGCUAUUUUGAUGGAACUUGCUGCACAAUCUGCUAAAGGAAUUGACAAAGAUAUCUCUCGUCUUCCUGAAGAACAGUUUCCCAUAAGGAAAUCUGACUUUGAUCAUCUUAAUACGGCUAAUGAACAGACUGAACCUGCUGAUAGACGAUCUUCCCCUAGAUUAUCUUCUACAGCAGCAAAUCCUCAGUUCUUGGCUAUAUUAGAUGGACUGCGCCUGAUACUCGCAUCGAACUACUUGCUACUUGUUGCAUUAUUCUUGUGGCUAAGUGCAGUAGUCUCCUCUUUCUUUUACUUUCAGAAAGUGACUGUGAUUGCCACAAGUUUUACAAGUCCCGUUGACAGAAGAAGAUUGUUUGCUCAGAUCAAUAGCUUUAUUGCUGUUUUUAUUCUUGCUGGACAACUUAGUUUAACGGGUCGUAUCCUUACUAUCUUUGGGGUUACAACUGCUAUAUGCUCUGCACCAUUUGUUGCGAUCAUUAAUUUAAUUGCUAUAGCUGUGUGGCCGACAUGGAUUGCAGUUGCUGUGUGCGAAACAUUACGCAAGGUGGUUACAUAUGUUGUAACCAGGCCUGGAAGAGAGCUGCUUUUCACUGUUGUCUCACAAGAUGAGAAGUACAAAGCAAAGGUAUGCAUAGAUGUAAUUGUUCAACGGCUGGGGGAUGCUUCAGCUGCUGGAAUGUACAAGCUACUCUUUGACACGCUUAGUGGAAAGGCGUCUCUUGCCUCUCUUUGUGCCCUUCCUGUGUGCGUGUUGUGGAUGGUGACAGCAUUCCAUUUAGGGAGCCAGCAAAGGCGACUUGCAAAACUGCCACAAUCAUCGCAGUCACUUGAAACCUCCCCAAGAUGAUAUUGGUAGGGGUUUUGUUAAUGCAAUCAGAAAUGAACUUUACUAGGCAAUGGUUGGACUAGAAGUUUUGCGGCAUGACGAGUGAACCUUCGUUUUGACUGACACCACAAGACCAAGCAAUGAAGACCAAAGUUUACAUUGAAAUUGACCAAAAUGGUGAAGACCAAAUUCGGUAUAGAUAAGUGAUAGCUUGUUGACUUGUUUAUUGUAAAAAAUUAGCACGGCGAGAUAUAUGAGGUUUUUGGGUUUGUACUUUGCUAUUUCCUUUACCAUCUGCGAAGUUCUGUCAUUUUAUCUGCUGCUUACAUUGCCAAAAUGAUUGUACGCCCAAAAUUUUCCUUU